UUUUGUUUGUGUUACACCUGGUUGUCAGUUGAUACUCACCACCUGCCGAGGCUCUAUCUCAGCCUUGUCGAGUGGCCGCGGGGUCGCGCCUGCCAUUUCAAUCUGGACUCACGCGUACUUGCCCCCAAAACAUCUCGAGGACCAUGUCGACGCCUCUGUUGCCUUCAUUUCGACGACAACAACUGGUGCUUGAUUUUUCGACUCUGCGCGGCCACUGCCCAGAAGGCAUCUAUCUUUCGCUAACACCGGGGCACCCAUCGACCUGGGGAGGCAUCUUCUUCGUUCGCAAAGGACCUUACGCUGAAGCAAUCCUCCGCUUUCAAAUCUCGUUCCCAGACUCGUACCCAACAAACCCUCCCCUAGUCACCUUUUCUACCGACGUCUUCCACCCCCUCGUCGUCCCAUUGACGACUUAUACCUUCAGCGCUAAUGCUGUUGCUUCUACUGGCGUGAGUGCCUCUGACGACGACCGACUACCGCCUGGUACUUUCAGUCUACAAUAUGGGUUUCCCCAGUGGUUCCGCCAAACUGGGCAGGUAGCAGGAGAAGAUAGCCAGAAGAAAGAUGCGACAAGAGUUGCGGAUCAGACCAAGGGCCAGGUAGAAGAUACAGAAACCGCGAAUUCAGAAGCCGAGAAUUUGGAUGACAAUAAAGAUGUUAGAACGACCAAGCAGCCCGUGUUUGACAUCAGAGACAGGAAAGCCACUCUCUUAAAUGUCCUAAGGCAUGUCCAUACCGCAUUUUCAGAUGAGACCAUGCUCGACGCGAUCCCGCUAUCAGCAGCUGGUAACCCCAGUGCCUGGCACGCGUGGCGCGCUCAUCGGGGUCUCAACCCUCCAAAGUCACCUUCUACCCCCGAUCUGGAUGAUUUACCAAUUACUGUCGCAUCGUCACCCAAGCAUCCUGGAGAGUGGAAGUGGGAUGGGGUGUGGGAGUCUCGAGUAGACAACGCUAUCCGAGAGAGUAUAUCUGAGGGGGCUCUCUUUGGGAGCUCAGCUUCUGCAAGGACACCAGCUGGCCUACCAUAUGGGAGAAAUGUGGCGGAUUCACCUGCGCGAGGGUCGAAGUUGGAUCACCGACAGAUGCUGCAGGCUAUGGCAGAUCGACAAAUCAAGUUCUCGAAAUUGAGCGACGAGAAUAUGGCCGAAGUUAAGAGCAAAAUCCAAGUCUCCGCUGGGCCGGGCCAGGCGUGACAGGAGGGUUUAUAACAUAUUCAAAAGGUGGAUGUUAUUGCAAUUUGCGGUCAUGAAACUGGACAUGCUGGAGGUGGAAACAUGGAGAUUGUGAACAAUCAUCAAUCAUCGUGAUAUUCUACAUAAUUGACCAUCAUAUGGUGAAGCCACCAUGUUUCCUAUCGCCUAAGCGAUUGAGAUGGGUGGCAGAGAGGCGUG
Exophiala mesophila is the source of this 1391-nucleotide messenger RNA. RefSeq lists its product as uncharacterized. The transcript is spliced from 3 exons. Lineage: Eukaryota; Fungi; Ascomycota; Eurotiomycetes; Chaetothyriales; Herpotrichiellaceae. The coding region runs from base 144 to 1193 and encodes 349 amino acids. The record is from RefSeq and is a predicted model, not a curated record.